AUGUUGGAUUCAGUGAACAGAAAUGAGACAGGCAUCACGGAAUUCAUCCUUUUAGGAUUAGGAAUUCCUGUUGAACUGCAGCCUUUUCUUUUCUUGCUCUUCUUGGUGAUUUAUCUUGUGACAAUAACUGGAAACAUCCUGAUCAUUGUGCUAGUUGCAGCUGACCAUCAUCUUCACAUCCCAAUGUACUUAUUCCUGGGGAAUUUGUCCUGUGUAGAGAUUUGCUAUUCUUCAACUAUCUUGCCAAAAAUGUUGAGUGGUUUAUUAAGUGGAGACAGAACGAUUACUGUGAGAGAAUGCCUAUCCCAAUAUUAUUUCUUUGGCUCUUGUGUGGGUGUAGAAACAUUUCUUCUUGCAGGAAUGUCUUAUGACCGUUACCUGGCAAUAUGUAGACCUUUAUUCUAUGCUUCUGUUAUGAAUAGGGAAGUUUGUUUCCAGCUAAUAGCUGUGGCAUGGAUAAAUGGUUUUAUGGCUAAUAGCAUUAUUGUCUUUCUGAUAGCUCAGUUUUCCUUCUGUGGACCUAAUAUGAUAGAUCAUUAUUUUUGUGACUUAAGUCCACUGAAAAAACUGUCUUGCAGUGAUCCUAGCUUAUUUGAACUCAUUGUUCUUCUCUUGUCCUUCAUUUUUACCAUUGCUCCAUUUUUACUGAUCUUCAGUUCUUACGUUUGCAUCAUUACCAGCAUCGUAAAAAUCCAAUCCACCAUUGGAAGACAGAAAGCCUUUUCAACCUGCUCUUCACAUCUCCUGGUGGUUUGUCUUUUUUAUGGCACAUUAAUCAUUGUCUAUAUAUUGCCAGACACCCCCACUCUGAGACACCUCAAUAAAAUCUUCUCCAUUUUUUAUACAAUCCUGACUCCUCUGGCCAAUCCUCUCAUCUACACUUUAAGAAAUAAAGAAAUUCACCAAGUCUUAAGACGAGUUCUUGAUAAUUUGACCUUUUUUGGUGUGUGGGUAGACAAAACAUAA
Messenger RNA from Candoia aspera, 966 nucleotides. Its product is annotated as olfactory receptor 11A1-like. The transcript has a single exon. Gene Ontology annotation, cellular component: membrane. Lineage: Eukaryota; Metazoa; Chordata; Lepidosauria; Squamata; Candoiidae. The record is from RefSeq and is a predicted model, not a curated record. Gene Ontology annotation, biological process: G protein-coupled receptor signaling pathway. The coding region runs from base 1 to 966 and encodes 321 amino acids. Gene Ontology annotation, molecular function: olfactory receptor activity; odorant binding; G protein-coupled receptor activity.